Sesamum indicum (sesame) is the source of this 2833-nucleotide messenger RNA. The record is from RefSeq and is a predicted model, not a curated record. Lineage: Eukaryota; Viridiplantae; Streptophyta; Magnoliopsida; Lamiales; Pedaliaceae.
GCUCUCGAUGAGUUAACUCUACGGCCGGAUUCAAUCAUUUCACUCUGUAGACUCGCGCUCGUAUUUCCUGGAGUUUUUAUCCCUUGAUUCAAUACAUUACAGCUUAAAGUAUUUGUUUCAUUGAGAAUCUCGAUUCGGAAAUUGUGAAAACCUUGAAAGUUUGAAGGUUGAGAUCGAAACGCGGCUUCUGCUGAGGAUUUCUUUCGUACUCGGAAUGAGUAGACUUGUGCGACUGUCAGGCAUAAAAAGCCUGGAGCAGUUUAGAUCUUCGCCUGGAUCUAGUUCAGGAGUUGCGAAUGCAAAAAUGCUUUCAAGCUCUUCUCUCGCGCCUUCAGACUCGUUUUCUUAUGGAAGCUUUGCUAAUCUGACGCUUACUGCAGAGAAAUUACUCAAGGAGCAAGUUUCUGCAAGAAAUGACCUCGAAUUGGCGAACUCUAAGCUCACGAAAAUGACAGAGCAAAUUCAUGUACUGGAAGAGAAAUUGCAGAAUGCAUUCAAUGAAAAUGCAAAGCUUAAAGUGAAGCAGAAAGAAGAUGAGAAACUAUGGGAAGGACUUGAAUCUAAGUUCUCUUCAACAAAGACGCUCUGUGGUCAACUUACAGAAACUUUACAGCUAUUAAAUGUUCAGGUUCAGCAUGCUGAAAAAGAUAAGGCGUUUUUUGAAGAUAAAUUUUCUGCAACAUCGAUUGCUCUUGAUAAAUUGCACGAGCAUAUGAAGUCUAUGUCCUUGAGGUUGGACUCAUCAGAAGAAACAAUUAAAACUCGUGAGGCGGAGCUUAUGGAACUUGCCCUUGCAAAGGAAAAAAUGGAGUCAUGUUUCAGAAAUGAACAGAAUAGAACUGCUCACGUGAUUGAGGAGAAAGAUGCUAUGAUAAAACAAUUGGAAGAAGAUGUCGCAGCAAACAAAGUGGCCGUGCAGAGUUUGACAUCUAAGAUGGAAAAGUUGCACUUUGAAAUGAGAGUAAAAGAAGAUGAUAUGCAACAAUUGAGUAUCUCCCAGGAAAAAUUGGAGACUGAAAACAAGGAUCUGUUAUCUAGCAAAAAUGAUUUCGCUAACAGAUUGGAAAUGGCACUCAAGGAGAUAGAAAAGCUUGAGGAUUUUGUUAACAUACUGGUUCUGAAGUUCACUGAACUGGAGAAUCAAAGCCUGACAUUUUCUGAAAAAGUCAUGCAGCUUAGUUCUUUAUUUGAUUCAUGUCUUAGUCUGGCACAGCAGGAGAGAGACCUUGUUUCUAAGAAUGCUAAACUAAAGCUUGAUCAGAUGCACAACCAUUGUACAUGUGUUAUAUCCGAGAAAAAUGCUUUACAGUUGAUUAAUCAUGAAUUAAACAAUAAAGUUCUUGAACUUCAGAAAGAACAGGAAUUUGCGAUGGUGCAGCACGCAGAAGAAUGCCGGUUAGCAGAAGAGAAACUUCGGAAAUUGGAGUCUGAAUCAGAAACUCUUGUUUCUAAGCAGACUGAAAUGCAAGCUUUGAUAGUCAAAUUGGAGGAUGAGCUCAGAAUUUCAUCAGAAAACUCAACAUUAUCUGAUAAAAAAUUGCAAGAUUUAUUGCUGAAACUUUCUGACUUAGAGAAUGAGAGCAAAGGUCUUAUAGAUGGGCUAAAAGCAGAUGUCCUGAAAAAGCAAGAUGAAAUUGAUUUUUUGCACAAGGAGGUUAAGAAAAGUGAAGAAAACAUAGACUCACUUCAGAAAAGAGUCGUUGAGCUUGAGAAUACACUAGAGGAGAAGGCUCAGCUUGCCAUGGAACUCAAGACCAGAGAAAAACAGUUGGAAGAUCAGAAAGCUGAGAUUAUGGCAUCAGUGGCUGAAACUGAAAGUAAACUUGAGGAAGCCAAGAAGCAACAUGAUCACAUGUUAGAGAGCAAACACUUAGAACUGUCAAAGCAUUUGAAAGAAAUAUCUCAGAGAAAUGAUCAGGCCAUUAGUGAUAUAAGAAGGAAGUAUGAGGUGGAGAAGCAGGAGAUUCUUAAUUUUGAGAAGGAAAAGGCAGAUAAAGUUAUCCAAGACAAGGAAAAAGAAUAUGAGCAGAAGAUUGAAGAAUACAAAGAAGAAUCUCGGCAACAUUUGCUGCAGGUGCAGGAAGAACAUGCUGCACUGAUUAGCAACAUUCAGCAGCAACAUGCAAACAAAGAAACGAACCUCAUAUUUAAGCACACUGAAGAACUAAAACUCACUCAACUUCAAGCUGAAACUGAACUAAGAGAGAAAACAAAAUUACUUAGGUCUGAGCAUGAGGCUCAGCUAAGAGCUUUGAGGUGUGAGCAUGAAGAUGAGUGCAGAAGACUGCAGGAGGAAUUGGAUAUGCAAAAGGCCAAGGAAGAGAGGCAGAGGGCCUUGCUACAGCUGCAGUGGAAAGUAAUGGGUGACAAUCCACAAGAGGACCAAGAAGUAAAUUCGAAAAAGAACUACUCUAUUUCGUCCUCUAAGAUGAAAAACAAAGAUGGCAGCAAAAGAAUUCAGCAUGCUCUUGACAGAACAGAGGUCGAGGAAAAGGAUUCCCCUUACCUGAAAGCCACUGAAACUCCAGUUUCAAACUUGUUGAAGAAGGUUGAGAAUGUGAAUAGUCUGCCCAAGCAUAGCAGGAAGGUGACUCACCACGAAUAUGAAAUUGAAACCUCGAAUGGCAGAACAAUCACCAAGCGAAGGAAAACUAAAAGUACAGUCAUGUUUGGGGACCCAAGGAAGCACAGGAAGAAGGACACACCAAAAGCCAGGACUCCCAAAAAUGUUAUCCAGGCGAGUGGAGCCCGUCCAAAUCCAUCUAACAUAGGUGAUCUGUUCACGGAAGGAUCUCUGAACCCAUAUGCAGAUGAUCCCUAUGCAUUUGACUAG